AUUUUUUUAUCAUCAGAAAAAUUGCGAGUCGUGGAUACGUGUUUCUUCUUGCAGGCCCAAUUUACUGCUCUGUAUUUCUCGCUUUAUUAUCAUUUAAAGUUUAUGUUUUGUAACGAAUAAUUGUUCAUAUGUCGAAGCACUAGAAUAGCAGCUCAAUCGUUAUUGGAUUCAACGUGAUAUUACCAUGACCCUGCUGGAUUCAUUACGGCGAUUUGACGCCUACCCAAAAAUUGAUAAGGAGUUCAGCAUCAGAACUGUUGGUGGAGCUACAUUAACGUUCAUCAGCGGAACUAUUAUCGUAGUAUUAAUAUAUUCCGAACUCAUCGCUUAUUUGACGCCUGUUGUUACCGAUGAACUGUUUGUAGACUCGACUCGAGGACAAAAACUGAAAAUCAAUCUAGAUUUCUACAUUCCAAGAAUCUCGUGUGAUUAUGUAUCCCUGGACGCACAGGAUGCAACUGGCGAACAGCACCUUCAUAUUGAACACACCAUCUAUAAGAGGAGGAUGGACUUGCAGGGCAAUCCGAUAGAGGAGGCCAAGAAGGAGGACAUAUCAGCGCCCAAACCGCGGCUCGAGAAGAAGGAAGAAAACGUUAAGAAAUGUGGGUCCUGCUAUGGGGCUGAAAAGAACAGUACGCACUGCUGUGAAACUUGUCAAGACGUUAUCGAUGCUUACCGAGAAAAGCAGUGGAACCCCAAUCUUGAUGACUUCGAGCAGUGCCAGAACGAAGUGUUGCUCGGGAAAAAGAGCUUGGAAUCCAAGGCAUUCAGUGAGGGAUGUCAAAUCUACGGUUCCAUGCAGGUGAACAGAGUUGGGGGUAGUUUUCACAUAGCGCCAGGAAAAAGUUUCUCCAUCAGUCACAUUCACGUGCACGACGUCCAACCGUUUUCGUCCAGUCGAUUCAACACGUCCCAUCGCAUCAACACGCUCUCUUUCGGGGAGGAAUUCGGCUAUGGACAGACUAGGCCGUUGGAUUUCACCGAGGAAACGGUCCAUGAAGGCGCAAUUAUGUUCCAGUACUACAUAAAAAUCGUACCGACCGAAUUCGUUCCGUUGAAUGGACCAACACUGCACACUAACCAGUUUUCCGUGACAAAGCACCAAAAGAGCGUAUCUGUGAUGAGUGGAGAAUCGGGCAUGCCGGGCAUUUUCGUCAAUUAUGAACUGUCUCCACUGAUGGUUAGAUUUACUGAAAAACGAAACUCGUUCAGUCAUUUUGCGACGAAUCUUUGUGCAAUUAUUGGAGGCAUUUUUACCGUUGCUGGUAUAAUCGAUUCGUUACUGUUCACGUCGAUACAUGCUUUGAAAAGAAAAAUCGAGUUGGGAAAAUUUAGCUAAUACCUGAAAAUGUGAUAACAAAUAGUAAAAAGAUCUGAUUCAAAUUGCUCCUCGACAGCAAAAAGGAAAA
Aedes aegypti (yellow fever mosquito) is the source of this 1409-nucleotide messenger RNA. RefSeq names its product endoplasmic reticulum-Golgi intermediate compartment protein 3. Gene Ontology annotation, cellular component: endoplasmic reticulum membrane; endoplasmic reticulum; COPII-coated ER to Golgi transport vesicle. Gene Ontology annotation, biological process: endoplasmic reticulum to Golgi vesicle-mediated transport; retrograde vesicle-mediated transport, Golgi to endoplasmic reticulum. Bases 185 to 1339 code for a protein of 384 amino acids. NCBI's taxonomy places the organism in Eukaryota, Metazoa, Arthropoda, Insecta, Diptera, Culicidae. The record is from RefSeq and is a predicted model, not a curated record. The transcript has 6 exons.